AUGUCUAUCGCCAAGAUCUACGACCUCCAGACCCCCCGAUACACUUCUAUCAAGGCCCUCAUCAAGCACUUCAAGCUCGAUGUUGAGGUUGUCCCCAAGGACGCCGAGUUCGAGAAGCUCUUCCCUCUCAAGAAGGUCCCUGCCCUCCUGACCGCCAACGGCACUCCCAUCCACGAGUUCGUUGCCGUCUCCUACUGGCUCCUCUCCCAGAUCCCCAACCACCCUCUUUGCGGAAAGAACAAGGACGAGGAGGCUGAGGUUCUCCAGUGGGUCUCUUUUACCAACUCCGAUAUUGCGGAUGCCACCUGGAACGUUUUCGGCCCUCUCAAGGGCUACCUUCCUUACAACAAGAAGGCUGUCGAUGCUCUCUCUGACAAGCUCGACCAGACCGUCAAGGCUACCUUUGAGGCCCACCUCACCAAGAACACCUACCUUGUCGGCGAGUCUGUCACUUACGCUGAUAUCGCCGCUGUCGGCCUGAUGUCUCUUGGAUUUGCUAACCUCUUUGACGCCAAGUGGCGAGCUGCCUACCCCGCUACCACCCGAUGGUUCACCACCGUCGCUGCCAACCCCAUCUACUCUGGCACCGACUUUAACCUCUGUGAGGAGCGAGUCAAGUACGUCGCCCCCAAGAAGGAGGAGCCUAAGAAGGAGGCCAAGAAGGAGGCUGCCCCCAAGGCCCCUGCUCCCGCUGAGGAGGCUGCCCCUAAGAAGGCUGCCCAUCCUCUUGCCGCCCUCGGCCCCGCCAAGGAGCCCAUUGACAACUGGAAGCGAGUCUACUCCAACGAGGAUACCCGAGAGAAGGCCAUCCCCUGGUUCUGGGAGCACUACGACCCCGAGGACUACUCCCUCUGGAAGGUUAAGUACAAGUACGACGAUGAGCUGACCCUCACCUUCAUGUCCACCAACCUCAUUGGUGGCUUUGUCAACCGACUGUCUGCCUCCACCAAGUACAUGUUCGGUACCUCCGUCGUUUACGGAACCAACAACGACAAUGGUAUUAUCGGUGCCUUCAUGAUCCGAGGCCAGGACCACGUUGCUGCCUUCGACGUUGCCCCCGAUUGGGAGUCUUACGACUUCGUCAAGCUCGACCCCUCCAACCCCGAGGACAAGGAGUUUGUCGACAACAUGUGGGCUUGGGAUAAGCCUGUCGUCACUGCCUCUGGCGAGUCCAAGGAGAUUGUCGACGGUGCUGUUCUUAAAUAA
This is a messenger RNA of Yarrowia lipolytica CLIB122, 1206 nucleotides long. RefSeq names its product elongation factor 1 gamma domain-containing protein. Gene Ontology annotation, molecular function: translation elongation factor activity. Gene Ontology annotation, biological process: translational elongation. NCBI's taxonomy places the organism in Eukaryota, Fungi, Ascomycota, Dipodascomycetes, Dipodascales. Gene Ontology annotation, cellular component: cytoplasm; nucleus. The record is from RefSeq and is a predicted model, not a curated record.